AAAACGAGAUGCAAUAACCCAAAUCAACCACUACAAAAACACAGACCACCAUAUUCUAAUCUCCAACUUCUCUCUCUCAAACACAAUCACUCUCUCUCAUCUCAUCGAAUGACAACCACCUUAUUACCUACCAAACACCUAACUUUCACUUUCACUCUGACUCUUAUUCUCAUUCUCAUCAUCUCCCUCCUCUUUUUCCACCCCACACUCAGCACAGAAUGCAGUUGCACCUCACCACCACCACCACCACCACCACCACCAGAACCAGAACCAGAGCCUUUAAUCUUCCUAGACCAAAGACUCGCCCUAGUUUACCCUAUAAUCCAAACAUUUAAGAACAUUAUCACUUCCGACCCCCUCGGAAUCACCAAAACAUGGGUCGGCUCCGACAUUUGCAGCUACAGAGGCUUCUACUGCGGCAUCCCACCAGAUAACAGCUCCGCCACCGUGCUCGCUUCGAUCGAUUUCAACGGCUUCCAGCUCGGAGCUCCGACUCUCGAUGGCUUCAUUGAUAAACUACCUGAUCUCGCCGUCUUCCACGCCAAUACUAACAACUUUUCCGGCACGAUUUCACCGAAUAUUUCGAAAUUGCCAUUCAUUUACGAGCUUGAUAUAAGCAAUAACAAGUUUCACGGCGAGUUUCCGGUGUCGGUGCUGGGGAUUACCGGCCUGACUUUCUUGGACAUCCGAUUCAACUUCUUUACCGGGACGGUACCACCUCAGGUCUUCAAGAAAACCCUUGAUGUGCUGUUCAUUAACAACAACAAUUUUAUGCAGAGAUUACCGGACGAUCUCGGAUUCACAACGGCGCUUUAUUUAACGUUUGCGAAUAAUAAGUUUACUGGUCCGAUACCAUGUAGUAUCGGAAAAGCUUCCUCAACGUUGAUUGAGGUUUUGUUUUUGAACAACCAACUCACGGGUUGUCUUCCCUAUGAAUUAGGGUUUCUGAGGAACGCAACGGUGUUCGACGCCGGUAACAACCUCUUGACGGGUCCUCUGCCGUGCUCCUUGGGGUGCUUGGAGAAGAUUGAGCAGCUGAACUUCGCGGGAAAUUUCCUGUACGGACAGGUUCCGGAGGCAGUGUGUGCACUUGGGAGUCUAGUGAACUUAUCACUGUCAAAUAACUAUUUCACGAAACUGGGCCCACUGUGUAGGAAGCUGAUCAAGAGUGGGGUCCUUAAUGUGAGGAAGAACUGCAUCAACGAUCUUCCUGAUCAGAGAUCACCGUCUGAUUGUGCGUCAUUCAAUUAUCCUAAGAACUGUCCGUACCUCGCAUCGUAUAAUAUAAUCCCUUGUAAGCUUCCUCCUCCGUAUUAUGGUCCACGUCACCCAUUUCCUCGUCAUCCCCCGUGGCCGAACCGGCGUUUGCUUUCAUACUCCGCUCUCUCCAGACAUAGAUUGUGAUGACUUUGACUUUGUAAGAUACUUGAGUCCGAUUAUAAAUGAAAGAAAAAAUUAUUUACAAAUUAAAAUUUUACAUAAAAAAUUUAUCGAACUGUAAUGAUCGUAUGACUUUGAAAUUGAAAGGAAGUGUGAUGUCAUUUUGCAUAUAAGAAUAUAAAUGUUUGAGACUCACAAGAAAUUCUCAAAAUUUGAUCUACACUGAUGUAAUAUGAUAGGUGCCCAUUUUUUAUUAGUUGCAUACUUCAGCCACGUUUGUUUGACGGAUUAGGUUAGAUAUGAUUGUUAGUGAAAUGAUUAUUAGUGAAGAGAUUGUUAAUGUAGGGAUUGAGGGAAUUAAGUCAAAGGGUGUUUGUUUUGAUGAUAGUGUGGGAGACAGUUAGUGAUGGGAUUGUUAAAUUAUU
This is a messenger RNA of Camellia sinensis, 1805 nucleotides long. RefSeq lists its product as uncharacterized. Lineage: Eukaryota; Viridiplantae; Streptophyta; Magnoliopsida; Ericales; Theaceae. Gene Ontology annotation, molecular function: protein binding. The record is from RefSeq and is a predicted model, not a curated record.